Molecule: messenger RNA, 1730 nt
Organism: Elephantulus edwardii (Cape elephant shrew)
Lineage: Eukaryota; Metazoa; Chordata; Mammalia; Macroscelidea; Macroscelididae
Gene: LEMD2
Product: LEM domain containing 2
Exons: 9
Coding region: 14-1519 (501 amino acids)
Biological process (GO): negative regulation of BMP signaling pathway; nuclear envelope organization
Cellular component (GO): nuclear inner membrane
Molecular function (GO): chromatin DNA binding
Source: RefSeq, a predicted model, not a curated record
CGGCGUCCUGGCCAUGGCUGGCCUGUCGGACCUUGAGCUGCGGCGGGAGCUGCAGGCCUUGGGCUUUCAGCCAGGCCCCAUCACCGACACCACCCGGGACGUGUACCGCAACAAGCUGCGCCGCCUGCGGGGCGAGGCCCGGCAGCGCGUCCAGGAGCGGCCAGGAGAGGAGGCCCGGCCGCGGAGCGACGAGCGGCCGCGCGAGGAGGCCUGGCUGCGGGAAGAGGUGCCGCUACGCGCCCGGCCCGCCGCGGCCUCUCCGCGGGUGGAGCCCUGGCUCUCCCCACCAGCCUCGAGCGCGGCCUACGCGGCCCCUGGGGCCUACGGUGACACCGGGGCCUCCACGGCCUCCUGGUCCGGAAGCCGCGGCCUCGCCUACCCCUCCCGCCCCUCGCAGCUCCGGCGCCGCGCCUCGGUGCGGGGCAGCUCAGAGGACGACGACGAUGCUCGGGUGCCCAACAAGGCGGGCUCGGGCCUCGGGGUCCGCCGCUGGUGGGCCGCUUCCCCGGCCCCGGCGCGACAGUCUUCCACUCUCCACGGCCCCGACCCGCGCCCGGGCCUGCGGGCCACUCGGACGGUUCCUGCGGGCGCGGCGCGGGCCCGGCCGGAGGUGGGGCGACGUCUGGAGCGCUGCCUGUCCCGGCUCCUGCUCUGGGCCAGCUUGGGGCUGGUGCUCGUCUUCCUGGGCAUCCUCUGGGUGAAGAUGGGCAAGCCCUCGGCGCCGCAGGAGGCGGAGGACAACAUGAAAUUACUGCCAGUGGACUGUGAGAGGAAAACAGAUGAGUUCUGUCAGGCCAAGCAGAAGGCGGCCUUGCUGGAGCAGCUGCACGAAUUGUACAACUUCCUGGCCAUCCAAGCUGGUAAUUUCGAGUGUGGAAAUCCAGAGAACCUAAAAAGCAAAUGCAUCCCUGUGUCGGAAGCCCAGGAAUAUAUAGCAAAUGUGACCGGCAGCUCCGCAGCCAAGUUUGAAGCUGCCCUGACCUGGAUCCUGAGCAGUAACAAAGACGUGGGCAUCUGGUUGAAAGGGGAAGACCCAUCAGAAUCAGUGACCACCCUGGACAAGGUGGUGUGCCUGGAGUCCGCCCGCCCCCGGAUGGGUGUCGGCUGCCGCCUGAGCCGAGCCCUGCUCACCGCUGUCACCCAUGUGCUUAUCUUCUUCUGGUGCUUGGCUUUCUUGUGGGGCCUCCUGAUUCUCCUGAAAUAUCGGUGGCGGAAGUUGGAAGAGGAGGAGCAGGCCAUGUAUGAGAUGGUGAAGAAGAUUAUAGACGUGGUCCAGGACCAUUACGUGGACUGGGAGCAGGACAUGGAGCGCUAUCCCUACGUGGGCAUCCUGCAUGUGCGAGACACCCUGAUCCCCCCACAGAGCCGGCGGCGCAUGAAGCGGGUCUGGGACCGAGCCGUGGAGUUCCUGGCCUCCAAUGAAUCCCGGAUCCAGACAGAGUCCCACCGAGUGGCUGGAGAGGAUAUGCUGGUGUGGAGAUGGACUAAGCCCUCUUCCUUCUCUGACUCGGAGCGAUAAACCCAGGCGGGGGCCUGUUCCCAGUCAGCCUGUCCGCAGGACAGCCCACUGCAGGGUGUGAGAGGGCUGCCAGCCCUACCGGUGCUGAAGUCACACUUGCCUUGAUUUUUCUCAUCUGACACCGAUUCCAACGGGUCUCUGUAAGACCUGUAGAGAUUAGCUCAUUAGGAAAAUGUGGGCUUUCCCUAAGGGUGGAGGGGAGAAGCCAGGG